AUGGCACACCACAAGAAAGUGCUGCUCAAGCUGAUUAUUCUGGGUGACAGCGGCGUCGGCAAGACGUCGCUCAUGAAUCAGUACGUGAAGCAGAAGUUCAGCGGCCAGUACAAAGCCACGAUCGGCGCGGACUUCCUGACCAAGGAGAUUAUGCUGGAUGACAAGCUGGUGACGAUGCAGAUCUGGGACACGGCGGGGCAGGAGCGAUUCCAGAGUCUUGGCGUCGCUUUCUAUCGAGGCGCGGACGCCUGUGUGCUGGUCUAUGAUGUCACAAAUGCAAAGUCUUUCGAGAAACUGGACUCGUGGAGAGACGAGUUCUUGGCCCAGGCAGGACCGAGAGACCCGGACGCGUUCCCGUUUAUUGUGCUGGGCAACAAAGUCGACAAGGAGUCGGAGCGAAGGGUUCAUAAGGAGAAGGCGCAAGAGUGGUGCCGGGGCAAAAACGCGCACCCGCCGAUCGAGCACUUUGAGACCAGCGCGAAAGAAGCCACCAGCGUCGAAGAAGCUUUUCAGAUGAUCGCGAGAUCGGCUUUGCAGAAAGGCCAGGAAGACGACAUCUACGUGCCUGAAACGAUCGACCUUAGUGGCACAUUACCGAAACGCGAAAGCUCAUUAUGCUGCUAG
This is a messenger RNA of Peronospora matthiolae, 624 nucleotides long. NCBI's taxonomy places the organism in Eukaryota, Oomycota, Peronosporomycetes, Peronosporales, Peronosporaceae. The record is from the annotation of a GenBank genome assembly.